Molecule: messenger RNA, 1064 nt
Organism: Paramecium pentaurelia
Lineage: Eukaryota; Ciliophora; Oligohymenophorea; Peniculida; Parameciidae
Source: the annotation of a GenBank genome assembly
AUGUAAACCCACAAAUUCUAAAAUAAAUAAUUAACAUUGUUAGACUUAGUUUUAAAGAAUGAUGAUGAUCAAUAUAGAAUAAAAUCAUAAUCAAAUUCUAGUAGAUUUGAAAGAGAAGAUAUUCAUCAUUCUUAAUAUAAUUAAUUAGGUAUCUCCUUAUAUUAUGAUGCUAAUAUUACCGGUAAUGAAUAAUUUGUUAGCAAUUCAUUGUUUCGUUCUAUUCUCAAAAAUAUUGAAGAUAAACUUUUAGAACUUGAAACUAGAAUAGAUAAUAAAGAUAAUUUGACUAAAUUCUCAUAUCAAAUUGAUCAACUUAAACAUCAAUAAUAUCGCAAUCCAUUUCUUAAAGAUGAUCUAUUAUUGCAAGAAUACAAACGGCAAGAUAGUCAAAUAUCAGAAAUGAUAGAUGAUCAAUCUGUUAGAGAUACAGGAGUCAAAUUUCAUAAACCAAGUAGAUCAAGAUCAACUUGUACUAAUAAUUAUGAUGAAUAAUUAUCUUCAUCUAAUAAUAAUGCUUCAAAUCUAAAAUAAAAAAAAAAUAAAAUCACUGAAGAAACUACUUUCACUAAGUUAAAUCUUUUUGAGAAGAAACUUUUAUAAUUUCAGGAUUAAUUUUAAAAAUAUCUAUAGAAAGAAGAAAUCUCAUUUAAGAAAUUAGAAUAGUAAGUAUAAGUUUCUUUAAAGGAAGCUGAAACAAGAUUAUUUUAAAAUACUAAAUCAAUGGAUAAAUAUUCUGAAAGUUUAAAUAAUUAUAGUGAAUAUUAUAAAGAAUUCUUAAAUAAAUUAUAAUAACUUACUUCUUAAAUCAAGUAUUAAAAUCUAAUUAUAGUAGCAAUCAUUAAUAGGAAAUAAACCGAUUGUCAGAUGAUUCAAAAAUACCUUUCAUUUAAUUAGAAUAAACUAUUGCUGCAAUUAAUAAGCUUCAAAAUAUUCACAAUGAUUAAAUACUAUCAAUAAAAGAAUCCUAUACAUAUUUAGAAACAGAUAUACUAACAAUAAUGAAAAAUUACAAAGAUCUAAUACUUGAUAAAUAAAUUAAAAAUAAUAAUGUGUAAUUGAAGUGA